Copidosoma floridanum is the source of this 919-nucleotide messenger RNA. RefSeq names its product allergen Tha p 1-like. Lineage: Eukaryota; Metazoa; Arthropoda; Insecta; Hymenoptera; Encyrtidae. The record is from RefSeq and is a predicted model, not a curated record.
CGGAUAGCAGCGACAAUCGGUACGGUCUCGUCGUUGUCGUAGUCGUCGCUCGAGUAUCUCUGGACAUCGUCUCAAAAUGAGGCGGGCAUUGGGACUGUUCGUGGUGCUCUGCACGCUGGUCAGCGCUGCCCUCGCUGAUCAGGAAAUUUACUCCGACAAGUACGAUUACGUUGACGUCGACCAGAUCCUCGGCAACGAUCGCAUCCGCGAGCAGUACUACAACUGUUUUUUGGAUGCCGCCCCCUGUUACACUCCCGACGCCAAGUUCUUCAAAGAUAAGUUUCCAGAGGCAAUUGUCACAAAGUGCAGAUGGUGUACGGAGAAGCAAAAGAUAAGCUUCGAGAAAAUCGUGUUGCAUUAUACGCAAAAGGAGCCCAAGAAGUGGGAAGCUGUUCUUUUGAGAGCUAUCAACCAAUAUCAAAAGAAGAAGACGACGUAAAUAAUUCCUUCUUGUCUUAAUAGUGCGGGUCGCCUUCAAAAUUCACGAAAAUAUACCAAAUUGUAGAGUUUUUAAAUUCAUUCUUCCUUAUACAGUUACUAUUAUGUUAGUAAAAGAUCAGUUUCUUUUUAAUGAAUCUGAGGUGCUUACUCGGGUGGACAUUAUGAGAGUAAUAAUAGUAUUAUUGAUGAUAGUGGGCUCCGAUUGAUUAAAAUUUUAUCGUGUGAGAAAAAAGAAAUUGGAAACAGUCUUACUGAUUGGAAUUUUCUGUGCGCAGUUGUACGAGUGAGCGUGGCACCAAUUGUUUCUGUUUAAUUUUUUGUUGCUCACCACUCGAUCAUAUUUUCCGUGGAUUGUUUACGUUUUUGUUUUCUCUGCUCGCUAUCGCUAAAUACUACGAAUUAUAUGAGUUGUUUGAGGCAAGUUUUUGUGGGUGUAGGCCCAUGCAAAUGAGAAUUAAAUAAAAUUAUACGCCAGUGA